Messenger RNA from Calliphora vicina (urban bluebottle blowfly), 1859 nucleotides. It is a transcript of the gene Ugt50B3, whose product is annotated as UDP-glycosyltransferase family 50 member B3. Bases 124 to 1674 code for a protein of 516 amino acids. Lineage: Eukaryota; Metazoa; Arthropoda; Insecta; Diptera; Calliphoridae. Gene Ontology annotation, molecular function: UDP-glycosyltransferase activity. The transcript is spliced from 7 exons. The record is from RefSeq and is a predicted model, not a curated record.
AUUUAUUUAAAAUUCAUCAAAUAGUUUCAUUCAUUCACAAAAACGUAAAGCAACAAAUAAUAAAAACAAAAUUAAACAAAUAGUACAAUCACAAGUGUUCCGAAACCCUUUCCCAUCAUAAGCAUGAAAUAUUUUGUAUUUGGCACUGUGCUGCUGGUAUGUCUGGGGAGUUGUUUAACGGCAGACAUACUAAUGGUUACGAUGGGUGGCACAAAAUCACAUAAAAUUCCCUUUUGGGAAUUAGCAAAAGGUUUAAUACACAGAGGUCACAACAUAACAUUUCUAAAUGGUUUUCCCUCCGAUUUCCACGUUAACGGUCUGCAUGAGGUCACACCAGCCGGUCUAGUUGAAUACAUACAAAACUAUACGAAUUGGGAUCUGCUGGGAGCACGAAUGUCAGGUGAAAUGCCAAUUUCUGUAUGGGAUGGUGUCCGUUAUGCUUUCGAGUCAUGCGAUGCUAUGCUGGAAGAUGCUGAAACACAGGCAUUAUUAAAUCGUAAUUUCGAUUUGGCCAUAUUGGAUGGUGCAUUUCCGGAAUGUGCUCUGGGCAUGGUGUAUCAAUAUAAAAUACCCUUUAUGUAUAUAAAUACGGUGGGUUUUUAUACUGGCAGCUUAGCAAAGUCAGGCAAUCCUGGUUCUUUUGCUGUAACACCAAAUUUCUAUACAGGUUUCACCGACAACAUGAAUUUGCUGGACAGAGCCAUGAAUACAGCUGCUCAGCUAUUCUCUGAUAUGAUGCAUAAGAUUGUUAUGGCUUUUGUGUAUCGCGUUAUGCGACAACGUUUUGGCUCCCACAUGCCUCAUCCUUAUGAAAUCUCCAAAAAUGUUAGUUUCAUUUUACAAAAUGGUCAUGCCGUUGUCUCCUAUCCACGUGCUUUGAAUCCCAAUGUUGCUGAAGUGGCCUGCAUACACUGUAAGCCCGCCAAACCUUUGCCCAAAGAUUUGGAAGAAUUUAUUGCCUCCUCUGGCGAAUCAGGUUUCAUUUAUGUCUCUAUGGGCUCUUCAGUGAAAGCAGCCAAUAUGCCCCUGACCUUGAGACGUUUAUUAGUGCAAACUUUUGCCCGUUUGCCUUAUCAUGUUCUGUGGAAAUACGAAGGAAAUGCUGCUGACAUUGAGGGUCUUACUGAGAAUGUAAAAUUGAGCCGCUGGUUACCUCAACAGGACAUUUUAGGUCAUCAUAAAUUGAGAGCAUUUGUUACUCAUGGUGGUUUGUUGAGCAUGUACGAAACUGUAUUCCAUGGAGUUCCGGUGGUAACUAUGCCAGUGUUUUGUGAUCACGAUGUUAAUUCAGCGAAAGCAGAAGUGGAUGGUUAUGCUAUAAAAUUGGAUUUGGCAACGCUGAGUGCGCCCCAGUUGUACAAGUCCAUAAUGAAAGUUAUACACGAUCCACAGUAUAGAAAUGCGGCCAGAUUCCGCCAACGUUUAUUAUUGGAUCAACGUACAACACCAUUGGAAACAUCAAUAUAUUGGACUGAAUAUGUUUUGCGCCACAAAGGAGCUUAUCAUUUACAAUCUCCAGCACGUAAUCUAAGUUGGCUCCAAUACUAUCUGAUUGAUGUUGCAGCUUUAUAUGCUGCCGCCUUCUAUCUAAUUUAUUUCUUAAUGAAACGUGUCUUUGGUCGUUUCGAUGUGAUACGCAGUCUACAUACCCCCACAAAAGCUAAAAGGAUGUAAAUAAUUGAGUUUUUUUUUACAAUUAUUAGUGUAAUUUGCUUUAGCUUAAUUUAAUUUAAGAAAUAUAUAUUGUAUUUUUUAAUUUUCUUUUAUAAAUAAUUUAGGUUUAUUUAUAAUUUCAUUUAGCUUAAAUGGGUGAUAUUGUUGUCUCAAAUACUAUUUUAUAUGUAUGAAUAUUUUUUUUA